Molecule: messenger RNA, 1425 nt
Organism: Entamoeba invadens IP1
Lineage: Eukaryota; Evosea; Mastigamoebida; Endamoebidae
Product: pre-mRNA-splicing factor PRP9, putative
Exons: 1
Coding region: 1-1425 (474 amino acids)
Biological process (GO): mRNA splicing, via spliceosome
Cellular component (GO): spliceosomal complex
Molecular function (GO): RNA binding
Source: RefSeq, a predicted model, not a curated record
AUGUCAGUAGUAUUAGAGGAACUUCGUCAACUUCAUGAAACCAUUGAAAUGUACGACGAUGAAAUUGUUCGUCGUCUUAAAACCGUUCCCACUCUUCAAGAAGAGAAGAUUCAAAAUGACCACAUCAUCAUGUCUCUGAACAGGGCGAUUAACGACAAAACCCAUCGAUUGAUUUCCUUGUACAGCGAUCAGUCCAACGAGUUAUCUAACGACCUCAAAAAGCUUACUGUAGAGUCUGACUCAUCGGACCCCCUCAAAUUAUUCACCGACUUUCACAACACAAUUUCUGCUCUAAAAAGUUCUUAUGUUAAUAAAGACGUGACCUUUGUCUCCACUUUCCAAAUUCCAGAAGUCGAAAAUAGUGAGCGCUAUUUGGGCUUGUUCUCUGGAGAAGAGACGAACGGGAAGUUCCUCGACUUCUUUGCGAUCUUUCAAACAUUAAAUAACAUCCCCUUCCCAGAACACAGUGAUUUUGAUGUUCAGUCGAUCAAGUACACUGACUUCCUCGACUUCUUCUAUGACUUUGACAAUGAAGUGAACAUCACAAUUCGAUACCUUUCACCUUUAGAACACUACUUGGACUAUUUAAAGCAGAUUAAAACGUAUUUGGUGUCGUUCUUAACCCGCUCAAAGCCCCUCGAAGAGUUCGACAAACACGUCAGUGACAUCGAAACGAGUGCACACGAGCAUAGCGCCGAUUAUUCAUUAAAGAGUGCUUUAGAAGACAAAUAUGAGUACUGUGUCUAUUGCGGGAAGAAGUUUGCGAAGGCAAGUGUCUUUGGCUAUCACAAAAAGUCUGCGCCGCAUCUCAAGAAUGUGACUUCAAAGAGUGCUUUAACUGCGGAAAUUGAACUUUUGAUGUCUGUCAUCCACACUAUUUGUCUUCGCGAGGACAUCCAAACUACUUUAAAAGAUACCAAAGAGAACAUCUCGACGAAGAUGGGGCGCACCGCGACGGAUGUGAUCGAGAUCGAGCGCGGCAACAUCGAGUUUCUUCAAGAUGAAGUCGAGAUCAAGAAAGAGGACGUCGAAGCUCCAGAAGAGCAGCAGCGUGGGAUCGACAACUAUCCGAUAGGUGAAGAUGGUAAGCCUAUACCCGUCUGGUUAUACAAAUUCCGUGGCUUAGGGACAAUGUACUACUGUGAGAUCUGUGGGGGGUGUGGCUAUAAAGGGCGCAAGAAUUAUGAGAAGCAUUUCGAAGAGGCCAAGCACAUCCGUGGCUUGAAGUGUUUAGGUAUCGAGAGUUCUAUCGAGUACUUCGACAUCUGUCGGAUCAAAGAUGCCAUCUCUCUUAAAGCCAAACUCGAUGAAAUGAAAAAGAUGGGACGGUUCGAUGUGAUGAAUGAAGCAGAAUAUGAGGAUCCCGAUGGCAACUUGAUCUUAAAGAAAGAUUAUGACAUGUUAAAGCGGCAAGGAUUGAUUUAA